Molecule: messenger RNA, 4662 nt
Organism: Thalassophryne amazonica
Lineage: Eukaryota; Metazoa; Chordata; Actinopteri; Batrachoidiformes; Batrachoididae
Gene: map7d3
Product: MAP7 domain containing 3
Exons: 17
Coding region: 105-2312 (735 amino acids)
Biological process (GO): microtubule cytoskeleton organization
Cellular component (GO): microtubule cytoskeleton
Source: RefSeq, a predicted model, not a curated record
ACGUCCCCGCGGUGUCCGUGUCCUGCCGGCUGCGCGCCCCGCGUUUAGGAAGAGAGAGAGAGAGAGAGAGGAAAAAAAAAAUAGACACGGAAAACUUCAGAGAAAUGGCGGAGUGCACAGGGACUCUCAAAGUCUUACGAGCCCAAAUGGCUGCCCAAGCUCAAGCACAAGCAGAAGAGAGACGCAGCCUGACAGGGAACAGUCCAGGUCCUGCAACCAACACACCAGCUAAACCUCAGGGGUGCAGGCCAGUGAUUGAUGGCGCCACACUUAGAAUAGACGAUAAACUGCGAGUGGCAAAGGAGAGGCGUGAGGAGGCAGACAGACAACAAGCUUUACGAGAGUCUCAGAUCAUGGAGCGGGAGCGUAAGACCAAGCUGCAAGUUGAGCGUCAGUUGGAGGAACGUCAGAGGAAACUUGAGGAACAGCGUAGGAAGGAAGAGCAGAAACGUUUGGCUGUGGAGGAGAAGAGGAAGCAGAAACAGGAGGAAGCAAAGGAGCACUACGAGGCGGUGGUACGGCGGACAAUGGAGCGCAGCCAGAGAGUAGAGCAGAGGCAAAAGAGAUGGUCCUGGGGAGGACUGUCACCAGAUUCAGAUGGAAGAACAGCGGACAAACGCUCUACAUCCACUACGAACCUGAAACAGCCUUCUGAGGCUGGCAUAAGCAAACGCCUGUCCUCCUCUGCCACCCUCAUCAAAUCUCCUGACAAACGCCAUUUUGUGAAGAAAAGAAGUUCCUCCCUCACACAAGUAGGUGUGAGUAGGGCUCAGACCCCUGCCAAGCCUGAUAAGGGAGCAGCAGAUGAACAAGUCUCUGCCAGCCCCCUGCUCCCAACACGUGGACCUGUGCGCAGCCGCAGCAUUGAUCGCCAGAAGAACAAUAGCACCACCCCUGUCUCAGCUGACGGAGCAGUCGACCCAGCGCGGAAGGACAAGCAGGUUACAUCACCUGUGGGGCAACGUCCUGCCUCCCCAUCCAGUGCCCUGGUACGCAACCGCUCACCAUCCCCGGCUGCCACUCGGACUCCAAAGAGGACCCCCUCCCCCACAGCAGCUAAACAAAGUUCCAGGACCCGUCCACCCUCUCCUUCUGUGAUGAAGCAACGUCCCCCAUCUCCCCAGUCUGUGUCAUCUAAACCCCCACCGAUCCAGAAGCCGGCUCUCAUCCCAGCAGUUCCUCCCACUCUGAGAAAGAGGGACUCCAAAACCAAAGACCUGGUUCCUGUCCAGGCUGUUUCCCCACAGUCUUCUGAUGCCAGCAAGUCCAAAGAUGAGUCUAAGACCACGGCUGGCACCAAUUCAGCUGCUGAGGCAGCUAAAAUCCUGGCAGAAAACCGCAGACUGAUGCGAGAACAGAAAGAAAGGGAGGAGCAGCUCAGGAUACAGAGGGAGGAAGAGGAAAAGCUAAGAAAAGAAGAGGAGAGGCGUUUAGCAGAGGAGGCUCGACUGAAACAGCUGGAAGAGGAGAAGCUACUUGAAGAAGAGCGGAAAAAGAGAGAAGAAGAAGAGGCACGUAUAGCAGAAGAGGAGCGGGAGAGAAUGGCAGCAGAGGAGGUGCUGAAAGAGGCCCAACUCCAGAGGGAACGGGAGGAGGCUGAAGCCAAGGCCUUGGAGGAGGCGGAGAGAGUCCGUCAGGAGAGAGACCGCAUCAUGCAAAAGAAUCAGCAAGAACGCAUGGAGAGAAAGAAGAGAAUUAAUGAAAUAAUGAAGAGAACUCGAGGAGAUCAAGGUGAUCUGAAGCGAGAUGAUGAUAAAUGCUCACAGGAGAAUGAAGAAGAGCUGAUGGACCAGAUAAACUGUGAAAUAAGGGUUUCAGAAAUGUUCUCAGCUGACGGUGUAUCUGAGACACGUGACUGUGUCAUGGAGCCAGACGAGGACACUGAAGAUGGAUGUGGUCUGUCUGGAGAUCCGGUGGCCCGACAGGAGCCCCUCGGCAGUGUAAAUGGAAAAUCAGAGACUGAAGACAAGGAGAAUGAUGUCACGAGCACAGAAGAGCUUCAGGCUGUUAGUCCAGGACCUACGAGCCGCCUUGUCGAGGGCUCAGAGUUCAUGAAUGAGCAGGACUCGGCCAAGGUGGGUCUGAUCUCAGGUGUCAAUGGGAAGCCCACCUCGUGGAGUUUUGAGGAACUCAUUGAUGUGAACAUCCACUCUAAGACCUGGCCUCUUGUUGAGUCAGAAGACUGUAAUCAGGUUUUAAUCACCUGUGAUGGGAGCUCAGAUGGUACCAAAGUAGCGUUUGAAAACAAGGGAACCCCGAGCAGUACCUUGCAUUCCUGUAAUCAACCCAUAGAAGCCCUGUCAGAGUUUUGAUGCAGCAGCUGUCCUACAGAAGCCAGUAUCCGGUUCUUUAGCAAGUCCUUUCCCAGCUUUGUGUUCUUUGUCAAGGUGAAGUGGAACGAUCACCAUCAGUACUAGACCUGCAUACUUUGUCCUAAGGAAAACAAUGACUAUUUUUAAUGCUUCAGGGAAAUUUAAAACACCUUCUCUGUGUGCCCGCUUCAGUUCCUCUUCCUCUUAGACGUAGUUCUUGAAUUUUUUUUUCUUUUUUUUUUACACCGUUUAUGUUAAGGGUUUGUUGUUGUAAUUUAUUUGGCUUCUUUGUUGUAACUAUUGUUAUGAAGUGUUUAGGUUUUUUGUAAUGUAUGAGAAUAUUCCAGGACAUGUGCACAUUAGAAUGUGUGAAUUGAAGAGGACCUUAAUAUUGUGAGGAAAUAGAAGGAAAGUUGUUGCAUUCUGUUCUCUGUGGGGUGGGUAUCCCCAUUAAAUGUACUUGACCAGCUGCUUUUUGCAGUAAUAAAUGGCCUUACCAUUUCUCUGAAAUUUAUUCAUAUAUAUAUAUAUAUAUAUAUAUAUGAAUAAAUAAAAACUGUGCAGAAAGUUAUCAGGGUCCCAUCAUUAGGGAUUAUUAUUAAUAUAAUUUAAACUUCCUGUCAGUCACCUUUUUCUUUUUGUUGAAAAUACACCAUCUCAUUGUUUUUCUUUACCUGACCACUAGAGGGCACACGUUCGACAGUUUGCUUUUGAAGCUGAAGGUUGAUAUGCUUUAUGAAAACAAAUUCAUGUUGACAUAGUUUAUUUGGUGGUUAUGUUGUCAUCUGGAUAGAACUCAGUUUUUACUAGUGUAUCACUAUAAUGUCAGAUUUAAAUUUAUUGUUCAUUUUAAGGUGGAGUCUAGCAGAAUUUUCAGUGAAUUGACUGUUGAACUCUCUUCCAUGUAGCCAUAACUGUUAAAAUAAUAACACACACAGGGUGAGGUUUAUGAGUUCUGUUCUUGGCUGUAUGUGAUACAUUUUCUGACCUAAUGGCCAGAAAUCACCUUUCAUGCAACGAGAAUUAAAAUUAUAAUCAAACUAAUUUGGCUUUAACACAAACUUUAAUGAAGCUCAUGCUUUGCUGAGUCCUUCUGUUGGUUAUUAAUUCUACUUAUGUUCCUCUAACAUCUUCCAAAAUUCUAAACACACUAGCUGCUACUUGUGACAAACAAUUAUUUUAUAAUAUAAAAAAUAUGGCUGUUUAUGUAUAAAAAUUCAUUUGUACUUGUAUUUAAGUGUUGCUGUUUUAUGUACAUAAUCAGUAUUAGGCAAAUUAAGCCACGCUGUGGAUAAAGUAUCCAAGUUUGGAUUGCUGAAGUCUGUGUCGGACUCGGUUAAUAAAACUCUAUCUAAAGCUUUGCAUAAUGAAGAGGCCAAGUGGGGCAGCAGUGUUUCCUGGGAAUCACCGCGUACGUUUGCGUUAACAGGUUUCACGCCUUCACAUUUUCUUUCUGAUUAAAACGGAGACCGACCUAGCUGGUUGUAGAGCAGAACUGUUUUAGCUCCUUAGUGAAGCAUCUAGUCCGUAAUGUGAGUUAUAACCCGGUCAUUACGAUGCUUUUGUAUUAUACAAGGAUAAAGAAAUGGCACUGGAAACAUAGUUGGAAUAUCCUUUUGUAGCAUGAGCAAACCCACCCACAUUAAUUCAGGUGUGAACAAAAUGUGACAAAGCUUUUUGAAGCUAGAGGUUUUGUGACCUGGAGAUUUGGCUUCUUUUUUUGUUGCUGUUGUUGUUAGCUUUCAUACUCUAUCGUGACAGAAGCUCAAAAGAAUGAAUCAGACUUGUUAAUCUAUUCUGAAAUAUUUAAAGCUCUUUCAAAAGCUGCCUGCUUUCGCCUUGUAUAUUAUUCAUAUGGAAAAUGUGACAUGAGACGCUUUGUCAAAUCAGAAAUGACUUGGCGUGUUUAAAGAAUUACUAAUUGUUAGUAUACACACUUGUAGCAUGUUUGUGAAGCUGUUCAUGCUUUUGUUUUGAACUCUCAUACCCCAAACCUGUCCAGUACCCAGACUCAAUAGCAUUUGUUAAUUUGCUAUACACUGCUGAUUGGUUUAUUCCAGAUCCUGCUGCAUUUUUGAGGAUUUGACCGUGGAGCUGCUGGUGCUUGGCGUUGUCUAUAACAGUAGAACAGUGCCUUAGAUCCAGAUUAUUUCAUGUUUAUUUUGUCACUGUUACUAAGAAAGCGUGUCCUUACCUUGGCCUUGACAAUCAGUUUACCUAGCCUGGGCGACUUUGUGAAUAUAUUUCUCUGGAAGUUUUUCAAACCUAAUAAAGUUGUGUCCACAAAUUAAAUUUGUACUAUAUGUGGUUAAGUGUACUGAGAUGUUAAACAAUAAAGUCUUGCAAAAAA